This is a messenger RNA of Pseudoliparis swirei, 4361 nucleotides long. RefSeq names its product zinc finger E-box binding homeobox 2a (gene zeb2a). Lineage: Eukaryota; Metazoa; Chordata; Actinopteri; Perciformes; Liparidae. Gene Ontology annotation, molecular function: RNA polymerase II cis-regulatory region sequence-specific DNA binding; DNA-binding transcription factor activity, RNA polymerase II-specific. The transcript is spliced from 10 exons. The record is from RefSeq and is a predicted model, not a curated record. The coding region runs from base 325 to 3945 and encodes 1206 amino acids. Gene Ontology annotation, biological process: anatomical structure development; regulation of transcription by RNA polymerase II.
UCCUCAAUUAUCCCUCCGCGUGAAGAUAGGUGGCGCGUGCUGCUCGAAGGUCUCGCGCCUGUUCCUGGUGCAGAAACCGGAGAAUCGGUGACGGGCUCCGGGAGGAGGACCAGACCGUUCAGCUGCAGACCGGGACGCACCGGGACCGGGACCGUCCUCGUACUUUAGGAGGUUCACGCGCAGCGGCACUUUUUUCUCUCCCUCGCUGCUUCUUUCCGGGAGGAAGCCCCGGACCCUCUCCGGUGGUCUCCGGUGGUCUCCGUCUCGCGGAGGAGGAGCAGCGGAUCCGGAUCAGGAGCCCAUGCGGACCGGAGCGAGUCCUCCAUGAAGCCGCACGUCAUGGCGGAGGGACCCCGCUGCAAGAGGCGCAAGCAGGCCAACCCGCGGAGGAAGAACGAGUUGACCUUUGAGGAUGUGGUGGAGACGAGUUCAGAGACCGACGAGGACGACCAUCCUCUGGUCCCCGAGGAGAACGGCCUGGUAAACGGAGACGGAGGAGGAGGAAGAGGAGGAGAGGAUGAGGAGGCGUGCAGUCCGGCCAGCGUGCCCCCUCUGGAGGCGUCGCCCCGGGUCGCCCAGGCCCUGCUGUCCUACCGGGACCAGGAGGUCUCAGAUGGACUCCAAGACCCCCAUCAGCACUGGAGAGGGGACACCAACAGAUACCCCAAUGACGAGUGUGAAGCUGGAAACAGAACAGGGUCAGUGAAGCGACCGCUGGAGUUGGACGACUUCUUCCUGAAACGCAAGCCGGAGGACGGAGACGGUCACCCGGCAACCAUCGCCCAGUACCUGCAGCGCAGCGACACCGCCGUCAUUUACCCAGAAGCCCCGGAGGAGGUGAAGCGCCCGGGCACCCCGGACGCCACCGACCAGGCCGAGAGCGAGCACGACCUGCCGCCCGGCGCCCCCGACGCCUUCGCCCAGAUGCUCACGUGUCCGUACUGCGAGCGCGGCUACAAGCGCCUGACGGCCCUGAAGGAGCACAUCAAGUACCAGCACGAGAGGAGCGAGGAGAGCGUCUGCUGCCCGCUGGGCGACGGCUUCGGCCACCGCGCCCAGCUGGAGCGUCACAUGACCACGCACAGACCGGCCGGAGACCAGCCGCCGCCGUUCAGCGACGCCGCCACAAACCGCAAGUUCAAAUGCAACGAGUGUGGAAAAGCCUUCAAGUACAAGCAUCACCUGAAGGAGCAUCUUCGCAUCCACAGCGGUGAGAAGCCGUACGAGUGCUCCAACUGUAAGAAGCGCUUCUCCCACUCCGGCUCCUACAGCUCCCACAUCAGCAGCAAGAAGUGCAUCGGCCUGAUCGGCAUCAACGGACGGGUGCGCAACGGCAACAACGGCAAACCCGGUUCCUCCUCCAACACCACGACCUCAUCGCCCGGAAGCCCCGCCCUCGCACAGCUCCGCCACAAACUGGAAAACGGGCGCCCGCACGCCCCUUCAGACCAACAUGGUCAACUGGACAUCAAACCUGAGCCAAUGGACUUCAACGAGUACCGGCUGCUGAUGGCUUCUCAGCACGGAUUUGGGGGAUCGGGUGUCUACCCGAACAGCCGUGGUGGAAGCCCCCUGGCCAUCCACAGCUCCUCCCAGAGCCCCCUUCAACACCUUGGAGGGCUGGGGCUGGACCAUCCUCUGCUGGGCUUCUCUGGUUCUUUCUGUAACAAUCUGAGCGAGGUGCAGAAGGUGCUUCAGAUAGUGGACAAUACAGUGUGCAGGCAGAAGAUGGAUGGGAACCCAGAGGAGAUCUCCAAGCUCAGGGCCUACAUGAAGGAGCUGGGGGCCCAGAUGGAGGAGCAGAGGCUGGUGCAGGCCGGUUUCCAGGUGGUGGGCGAUGGCAGCCCCACAAAGAGCAUCAUCGACUACACGCUGGAGAAGGUUAACGAGGCCAAGAGUCUGAUCCACGACUCUAAGAGGCAAGUGGACAUCAAGAAGGAGAAGCUGAACCACUCACCCGAGCUCAGCUGUGAGGAGAAAUCUCACGAUGGCCAGAAUCAGUUCCGACCAUUCUCUUGCCAGUACUGCAAGGAGACCUUCGCCGGGCCAAUCCCCCUGCAUCAACACGAGCGCUACCUGUGCAAAAUGAACGAGGAGAUCCAAGCGGUCCUGCAGCCGACGGACAGCAGUCCUGCCGGACGCUGCGGGACGAUGCCCACUGAGCUGUCCACUAGCGAGCAGGCCACCAAUCCCAUCAACCCCUUCAAGAACCACGUGUCGGUGCUCAAGGCCUACUUUGCCAUGAACACUGAGCCCAACUCAGAGGAACUGCUCAAGAUUUCGAUUGCUGUCGGCCUUCCUCAAGAGUUUGUCAAGGAGUGGUUUGCCCAGUGGAAGAACCAAAAACAUCACGAAAGUCAUCUGAGGAAGAAGUCACCCCCCCCUGAACGGGGCGGGCUGGAUGUUAACCACAGCUUUAGCCGGUCACAAGUGUCCCUUCCGACGGCAGAUUUACACCGAGGUUUCACUAACGGUGACGCCUCCCACAGACUCACAAAGGCCAACCAGUUUACAGGCAACAGGCAGAGAAAAGGGGACAAACCACUAGACCCCUUAGACCACUUGAGACGCAACACUCCAUCACCCCUCAACCUUUCCUCUACUUCCUCCAAAAACUCUCAGAGCAGCUGUUACACUCCAAACAGCCUGGCUUCUGAGGAGGCCCAUGGGGAUAUACCACUGGAUCUGUCGCUGCCCAAACUCAUGGCCCUAAAGCUCAUGUCUGCGCGGGAGAAGCAACCCAGGCUCAACGGUUUCAUCAUUGAGCGCAAUGGCGAGGCACUGCGUCGAGAACAGGUGUCCAGGCCCAUGGACCUGGUCAACAUCAAGAAAGAAGUCCUGUACUCCGACGGUGGAGGUAACUCUGUCCACCAGCUGGAGAAAAGCACCAGUCCCAUCUUUGGGAUUAAUCCCUUUUCUGGGGGUCCCGUCUACAACGCUCUGCCAUCUCACGGAGCGUUUCCUCCAGCCACCUUCAUGUCUCCUGCCCAGGCCACCAUCCCGGGCCUCAGGCCCUACCCGGGCCUUGACCCCAUGAGCUUCCUGCCUCACAUGGCCUACACCUAUGCCACCGAGGCAGCCACGUUUGCUGAAAUGCAGCAGAGGAGAAAGUACCAACGGAAACAAGGUUUCCAGGGAGAUCUGCUGGAUGGGACGGCGGACUAUCUGUCGGGCCUGGACGACCUGACAGACAGCGAUUCGCUGCUGUCCAAGAAGAAGAUGAAGAAGACUGAAAGUGGUAUGUACGCGUGUGACUUGUGCGACAAAACAUUCCAGAAGACCAGUUCCCUCCUAAGACACAAAUAUGAGCACACAGGGAAGCGCCCUCACCAGUGUCAGAUCUGUAAGAAGGCCUUCAAGCACAAGCACCACCUCAUCGAGCACUCGCGGCUGCACUCCGGGGAGAAACCCUACCAGUGCGACAAGUGCGGCAAACGCUUCUCCCACUCGGGCUCGUACUCGCAGCACAUGAACCACCGCUACUCGUACUGCAAGAGGGAGGCGGAGGAGCGCGAGGCGGCCGAGAGGGAGGCCCAGGGCGAGGCUGGGGGAGGAGCAGGAGGAGGAGGAGGAGGAGGUCUGGAGGAGCCCACCGAGGUGCUGAUGAGGAGGGCCUACCUUCAGGGGCUCGGACCGCUCGGGUACUCGGACCCAGAGGACCAGCGGGAGGACGGCGGUACGAUCACGAGGGACGAGGGAGGAAGACGGGAGGAGAGGGACGAAGACGAGACGUACGAGGAGGUGACAGACAGGCGGGAGGAAAGUUUCAGGGAAGGAGACGAGGUAGAGGAGGAGGAGGAGGAGGAGGAGGAGGAGGAAGAGGAAAGAGACAGCAAGAUCCAGAUGGACUCAACGAUGGACGACAAGGGCAGAGACACGACGCAGCUGAUGGACGUGAGCUCACGAGAAGGGAAGACGGACAGAAAGUCAGAGCCGGAGGACUGACGUCGAGACAGAGACACUCGCUGGCUUCCAAGGACUGAACACAAAUGAUUGAGGUUCAAACUCAGCAUCAACCCGGUGUGUUAGUCCCGGUAUCUGUCCACAAUGCCCUCUAUGACAUGUCCACAAUGCCCUCUAUGACAUGUCCACAAUGCCCUCUAUGACAUGUCCACAAUGCCCCCUAUGACACGUCCACAAUGCCCCCUAUGACACGUCCACAAUGCCCCCUAUGACAUGUCCACAAUGCCCCCUAUGACACGUCCACAAUGCCCCCUAUGACAUGUCCACAAUGCCCCCUAUGACAUGUCCACAAUGCCCUCUAUGACAUGUCCACAAUGCCCCCUAUGACAUGUCCACAAUGCCCUCUAUGACAUGUCCACAAUGCCCCCUAUGACAUGUCCACAAUGCCCCCUAUGACA